UUGGCCUCUGCCUCUGCCUUUCCUUUCCUUUCCUCCCUCUCUCCCUCUCUUCCUUUCGUGCUCCGGUCGUCUGGUCGAUUGAUUGCUGACCGGUGAACACGACGAACGCAUUCUUGCUCGCGGGGUCUCUGUUUUCCUCUCGCCAUCCGUCCAUCCAUCCGUCCAUCGCUCCGGUUUGAUAUUUCGCUUUCGCUCGUGUUGUAUCCGGGACGAAGCGUGUACAAACGAAGGGGGGAAGAACCCGAGGCCCUGCAAUUCGAAGCAAUUGCGCCCGAGCUCGAGCUUUUCCCUGUUAUGGAGAACCAGCGCCAGAGUCCCCUGAAAUCGAGAUUCAGGCGCGUCUGCGUCUUCUGCGGGAGCAGCCCCGGGAAGAGCCCCUCCUAUCAGCACGCUGCCAUUCAACUCGGGAAGCAACUGGUCGAAAGGGACAUUGACCUGGUGUAUGGUGGAGGCAGCAUUGGUUUGAUGGGUCUAGUUUCUCAAGUUGUGUACGAUGGGGGCCGCCACGUGUUGGGGGUGAUUCCCAAGACGCUGAUGCCGAGAGAGAUCACGGGAGAGACGAUCGGAGAAGUGAGAGCGGUGUCGGGCAUGCACCAGCGGAAGGCCGAGAUGUCUCGUCAAGCCGAUGCAUUCAUCGCCUUGCCUGGUGGUUAUGGGACCUUGGAGGAACUCUUGGAGGUGAUCACAUGGGCUCAGCUGGGAAUCCAUGACAAACCGGUGGGAUUGCUGAACGUGGACGGGUACUACAACUCGCUCCUGUCGUUCAUCGACAAGGCCGUGGACGAAGGCUUCGUCACUCCCUCCGCCCGCCACAUCAUCGUCUCUGCCCCGACUGCGCAUGAGCUCCUCGCCAAGCUCGAGGAGUACGAGCCGAAGCACAGCGGGGUGGCCUCCAAGCUGACCUGGGAGAUGGAGCAGCAUCUGGGAUACUGCACCAAGUCAGACAUUUCCCGUUGACCCCUCCCCCAGAGAAACACUAAGUACUCACACACAGAAACACUACCCUUUCGAUGGAGGAUUGACCACCGUUGAUUCGGGGGGAAUUCUCUCGCGAAAGUUUGACACGACUUUGUAGAUGAUUUGGGCUCCCAAAAAGAAAGAAAAAAAAAAGAAAAUGUGAAAAAGCUAAAGGCAAAGGAAGAAGGAUCGUGCAGGUCCCCACCACGGUCUUUUGUUUUAUAGGCCGCGGAUAUCACCAUGGGGAUUGCAUUCUUUUUUUUUUUUUUUGAAUUAUUAAUUGUUGAUCAUUGGGGUCGACAGUUUCUCUCUUGGUUAGAGUCUAAUCUUGGGGCAAGGAUUGGAUCACUGGCUUAGCUUCGAUCCUCUGUAAUUUGUAUAUUCGGAUUGUUAAUGACUAUCCAAAUUUUGCUUUCGAAAGUUGAGGAGGGGGAAAGAGAUUGUGAUGGGUUUUUGUUCGAAA
Molecule: messenger RNA, 1420 nt
Organism: Syzygium oleosum
Lineage: Eukaryota; Viridiplantae; Streptophyta; Magnoliopsida; Myrtales; Myrtaceae
Product: cytokinin riboside 5'-monophosphate phosphoribohydrolase LOG3-like
Exons: 7
Coding region: 295-957 (220 amino acids)
Biological process (GO): cytokinin biosynthetic process
Cellular component (GO): cytosol; nucleus
Molecular function (GO): hydrolase activity, hydrolyzing N-glycosyl compounds
Source: RefSeq, a predicted model, not a curated record